AUGCCUGUGACAAACGAGGAGCUUAACAAGGACAAUGCCAGUGUGUCGGAGACUCCCGGCAAAGCUGUUAAUCAGAGAGUCAGCCGCAGCUCAUUUGAACCUUUACCGCGGAUUGAUGACAGGCAGACAUUUAGGUUUGUCCAACGUAAAGUGACGAUCAUGUCGUCGCAAAGUCCCUUCACGGUUUCAAAAAAGAAACUGAAGCCUUGGAAGAGGAAGGUGAGUUCGCGGACUUUUAUAGCUCUGACAUUGAAGUCACUGACUAGACGUCGAGAUCUAAGCACAGUUCUGCUGCUUAUAUGUCCGUCGUCGAAGUGCGAUUGCCAUAGGAUCCACAUAUAUAGCUCUAGAAGCCAUAAACAUUUGGGCUCGGCGAAGCUGACCAUCGAAGAGGCGGAUUUGCUCGAAAGCCAUCGCAAUCUGGACAACUAUUCGGUGGCCUACUGCUCACUGCCGCUCACCCUGCAGGACGCAGCUAGCAAUAGCCUGAUCAAGAAGCAGAUCUUCGAUUUAGCCCAGGAUCCGUCGCAGAUUCCGCGGCAUUUAUUGCACCAGGGCAAACCGCUAUGCAUUUCCACAAGUUUCUUGCUAAACGAUAAGGGUGACAACCAAUAUAAAAUGGGGGACUUCAAGGAUCAAUUAAACUCUAUUAACAGCAAAACGUUGGAAAAAAGGUUCCUGUUUUUGAGGUCUCAGGAUAAAAAGGAGCAGAAGAAGGCUAUGCAGUCGAGACUCAUUAUAAAGGAGAGAAAAUCCCAACUCCGCCUACUCGCCCGGAAAAUUCGUCAGCGCUCAUACAGGGAGUCAGUGGCAGAACCUGUCAAAAGUCUAUCUGCAAGAAUAAAAAGCAUUCACACCAGUCCGCCUUUGACACCGGGAACUGACGAUGCUCAGGAGGUCAGUCAACAAACAUUACGGGAGUAUCCACGUCGUUUUACAUCUACAUCUCUCUGCAAGCCCAUAACUAAUGAGUUUCCUAAGGACAUAAAAGAAGAUGGGCGUUCGUCACAGAAGAGGAUUCGAAAAACCAUGCCCGAGUCUCCGCGUCGAAUUCCAUCCAUCCGAAACUAUUCUAUGCGCCAAACCAAACACAAAAAGAAACGAAAACAGCAUCAUCGCAAGCCACAGGAGCAGAACCAACGAGAGCUAGUCUUCUCUACGACUCGCAAUGACGUUCUGCACAAGCGAGUAGCUGAAGAAAAUGACGCAAACAAACAAGACGAGGACUGGGGCAACGUACAGGGGGAGAGUCAUCAAGCAUGGCCCCAGCUUAAAAAUGAUGAAGCCCAGAGGAAUCCAGACGAAAACAGCAGCUUAAAAGAGGAGCAGAUUCCGCAACUUUUUCCCGAGUCUCCGCGUCGACUUGCACCCAUACGCAACAGUGCUUCGGCUGAAGACAAAACAGAUGAGCUCCAAAAGAAACGAAAAGAGCAUCAUCGCAAGCCACAGGAGCAGAACCAACGGGAGCUAGUCGUCUAUCCAACUCGCAAUUCCGUUCUGCACAAGCGAGUAGCUGAAGAAGAUGACCCAAACAAACAAGACGAGGACUGGGGCAACGUACAGGAGGAGAGUCAUCAAUCUUGGCCCCAGCUUAAAAAUGAUGAAGCCCAGAGGAAUCCAGACGAAAACAGCAGCUUAAAAGAGGAGCAGAUUCCGCAACCUUUGCCCGAGUCUAUGCGUCGACUUCCACCUACACGCAACAGUGCUUCGGCUGAAGACAAAACAGAUGAGCUCCAAAAGAAACGAAAAGAGCACCAUCGCAAACCACAGGAGCAGAACCAACGAGAGCUAGUCUUCUCUCCGACUCGCAAUUCCGUUCCGCACAAGCGAGUAGCUGAAGAAGAUGACCCAAACAAACAAGACGAGGACUGGGGCAACGUACAGGAGGAGAGUCAUCAAUCUUGGCCCCAGCUUAAAAAUGAUGAAGCCCAGAGGAAUCCAGACGAAAACAGCAGCUUAAAAGAGGAGCAGAUUCCGCAACCUUUGCCCGAGUCUAUGCGUCGACUUCCACCUACACGCAACAGUGCUUCGGCUGAAGACAAAACAGAUGAGCUCCAAAAGAAACGAAAAGAGCACCAUCGCAAACCACAGGAGCAGAACCAACGAGAGCUAGUCUUCUCUCCGACUCGCAAUUCCGUUCCGCACAAGCGAGUAGCUGAAGAAGAUGACCCAAACAAACAAGACGAGGACUGGGGCAACGUACAGGAGGAGAGUCAUCAAUCUUGGCCCCAGCUUAAAAAUGAUGAAGCCCAGAGGAAUCCAGACGAAAACAGCAGCUUAAAAGAGGAGCAGAUUCCGCAACCUUUGCCCGAGUCUAUGCGUCGACUUCCACCUACACGCAACAGUGCUUCGGCUGAAGACAAAACAGAUGAGCUCCAAAAGAAACGAAAAGAGCACCAUCGCAAACCACAGGAGCAGAACCAACGAGAGCUAGUCUUCUCUCCGACUCGCAAUUCCGUUCCGCACAAGCGAGUAGCUGAAGAAGAUGACCCAAACAAACAAGACGAGGACUGGAGCAACGUACAGGAGGAGAGUCAUCAAUCUUGGCCCCAGCUUAAAAAUGAUGAAGCCCAGAGGAAUCCAGAAGAAAACAGCAGCUUAAAAGAGGAGCAGAUUCCGCAACUUUUGCCCGAGUCUCCGCGUCGACUUCCACCUACACGCAACAGUGCUUCGGCUGAAGACAAAACAGAUGAGCUCCAAAAGAAACGAAAAGAGCACCAUUGCAAGCCACAGGAGCAGAACCAACGAGAGCUAGUCUUCUCUCCGAUUCGCAAUUCCGUUCUGCACAAGCGAGUAGCUGAAGAAGAUGACCCAAACAAACAAGACGAGGACUGGGGCAACGUACAGGAGGAGAGUCAUCAAGCUUGGCCCCGGGUUAAAAAUGAUGAAACCAAGAUGAAUCCAGAAGAAAACAGCAGCUUAAAAAAGACGCGGAUUCCACAACCGUUGCCCAAGUCUCCGCGUAGACUUCCACAUAUACGCAACACUGCUUUGGCUCAAGGCAAAACAGAUGAACUCAGAAAGAAACGAGAAGAAGAUAGGCGCAAGCAACAGGAACGGAACCAACGAGUUCUAGCCUUCUCUCCCACUCGCAAUAUUGAUCUACGCAAGCGAGUAGCUCAAGAAGCUGCCCCAAACAAACAAGAGAAGAGUCUGCCGACUAUGCUCGAAUUUCCGCGUCGUCUACCAUUUAUGCGUAGCACUGCUCUCCGCAAACUCAAAGCUAAAGAGGUUUCGAGGAAGAGCGCAGAGGACGACCGACCAAAACAGGAGGUGACUCAACAAACUUGGCCCGAGUCUCCGCGUCGUCUAUCAUCUGUACGUAACUCAGCCAUGCGCCAAACCGUAACAGAUGAACUUGAUGAGGAACGAGAAGAGGAAAGAUGCAAACAACAGUCUGCUCUGAGCCAAAGUCAAUCCAAUGAAGUUCAGAGGAAUCCAGAAGAAGACAGCGGACUAACAGAGGAGCAGAUUCCAAAACCUUUGUCCAAGUCUCCGCGUCGACUUCCCUCUGCACGCAGCUUACCUAUGCGGCACAUCAAAAUCAAAAAGAAACAAAAAGAGGACAAAAGCAAGCCACAGGAACAGAACCAACGAGCGCUAGUCUGCCCUCCGAUUCGCAAUUCCCUUCUGCACAAGCGAGUAGCUGAAGAUGAUCCAAAAAAACAAGUCGAGGAAUUGCGAUCAAAGAAAGAGAAGAGUAUACAAGCUUUGUUCGAAUCUCCGCGUCGUUUACCAUUUAUGCGGAGCACUGCUCUGCGCAAACUCAAAGCUUAUGCGGUUUCGAGGAAGAGUGCAGAGGACGACCGACCAAAACAGGAGGUGACUCAACAAACUUGGCCCGAGUCUCCGCGUCGUCUAUCAUCUGUACGUAACUCUGCCAUGCGCCAAACCGUAACAGAUGAAUUUGAUGAGGAACGAGAAGAGGAAAGAUGCAAACAACAGUCUGCUCUGAGCCAAAGUCAAUCCAAUGAAGUUCAGAGGAAUCCAGAAGAAGACAGCGGACUAACAGAGGAGCAGAUUCCAAAACCUUUGUCCAAGUCUCCGCGUCGACUUCCCUCUGCACGCAGCUUACCUAUGCGGCACAUCAAAAUCAAAAAGAAACAAAAAGAGGACAAAAGCAAGCCACAGGAACAGAACCAACGAGCGCUAGUCUGCCCUCCGAUUCGCAAUUCCCUUCUGCACAAGCGAGUAGCUGAAGAUGAUCCAAAAAAACAAGUCGAGGAAUUGCGAUCAAAGCAAGAGAAGAGUAUACAAGCUUUGUUCGAAUCUCCGCGUCGUUUACCAUUUAUGCGGAGCACUGCUCUGCGCAAACUCAAAGCUUAUGCGGUUUCGAGGAAGAGUGCAGAGGACGACCGACCAAAACAGGAGGUGACUCAACAAACUUGGCCCGAGUCUCCGCGUCGUCUUUCAUCUAUACGUAACCCUGCUAUGCGCCAAAGCAAAACUGAUGAACUCGAAAAGAAACGAGACGAGGGCAGUUCCAAACAACAGUCUCCUCUGAGUCAAUGCAAAACUGAUGAAGCUCGCGACGUAGACAGCCGCUCAACACAGGAGCGGAUUCCAAAUGCUUUUCCAGAGUCUCCGCGUCGUCUACCAUUUAUGCGUACCUCUGUUCUGCACAAGCCCAAAGCCAAUGAGGUUACCAAGAACAGAGCAGAAGACGGCCGACCUAGGCAGGAGGAGCGUGAACAAACUAUGCGAAUCUCCGAGUCUCCGCGUCGUCUAUCAGCUAUCAAACGACAGUCUGCUGUGCGCCAGCUCCAAGCUGAUGAAUCCCAGGAAGGUCCAGAAGAAGUCAGCCGCCUUAAAAAGGAGCAGAUUCCACAACCUUUGCCCGAGUCUCCGCGUCGACUUCCAUCUGUACGCCAAACCAAACCAAAGCGCAAGGAACUGAUCCAAAGAGCGUGUACCCUUCAUUCGGCUCGUAAAUCUGAUCUGCGCAAGCAAUUAUCUGAAAAAGCUGUUCGAGAUAGGCGAGACGAGGACUGGCCCAAAGAACAAGUGCGGAAUAACAUAACGUUGCACGCGUUACCCAACCAGCAAGACAAACAAAUUCCGGAUAAUGCCCGGAACACCCCAAAAGAUACCAGGAGCACACUACAGAUGCGGAUUCAUCCAACUUUGAAGAAGAAUCGAAGUCUAAUGUCGAAGGCGUGGAAAGCGAAGACCCGCGCAGAGCCAGAUAAGACUGAAGUUGUGUCAUUGAUAUCGCCGGUAAAUCUGGUUGACUCGGUGGGUCAUGUACCGACGCUGUUCCCCGGCAUCGAAUGCCCCAAUUCAAUCUUCCAAACAUCAUCAACAUCGUUUUGUCGCCUGUAUAAGCCAGUAAAGAUUCCUGCCGAGUUCUCUCCUGCAGCCUGCCUUCACCUUAAGGGAAAGUUACGCAAUCUGAACAUAAAUCGAGCCUUUUCAAAAUUUGUCAAUCUAGUGAAUGCUAUCAACAGCACUGCCAAUCCCUUGGUCGAUCACCUGCUAUUCUUCUUCCAGUUCGCCGAAUUCAUUGAUUUGAAGAUGUACGCCAGAAAGAUUCUCUACCGUUCGAGGUCCUCAUCCACCGAGGAAGCGGAACCUCUACGUUUCCAAAUUGAGUGCUACGUUUUUGAGGACCGUCGAGACUAUGUUACCUCCAUCUCCAUGGCAUCCGAGCCACUGCUGCGGAUUAGAGAAGCCAUUCCGGGAGUGGAGCGUCGCUUGAAAUUAAUCGAUGAUGUCUUUGAGCUGACCAACGUUCCCCCAAUCAUUGCCAAAUGUCUAAAGAUGGCCCUAAACGCCGUUGAUGCUGCACCUCUCUACCAUAUAAUUGGUGAAGUGCUCUAUGCGAUGAAGUACCCCGAGGAGUCGCUAAUUCAACUCAAUUGUACCCCUUGA
This is a messenger RNA of Drosophila persimilis, 5871 nucleotides long. Its product is annotated as titin. The record is from RefSeq and is a predicted model, not a curated record. Bases 1 to 5871 code for a protein of 1956 amino acids. NCBI's taxonomy places the organism in Eukaryota, Metazoa, Arthropoda, Insecta, Diptera, Drosophilidae. The transcript has a single exon.